Molecule: messenger RNA, 614 nt
Organism: Fulmarus glacialis (Northern fulmar)
Lineage: Eukaryota; Metazoa; Chordata; Aves; Procellariiformes; Procellariidae
Gene: DNAL4
Product: dynein, axonemal, light chain 4
Exons: 3
Coding region: 97-417 (106 amino acids)
Biological process (GO): microtubule-based process
Cellular component (GO): dynein complex
Molecular function (GO): dynein intermediate chain binding; dynein light intermediate chain binding
Source: RefSeq, a predicted model, not a curated record
CACAGAGCUGAGUUCCUCUCAGCUGUCCGCGCCACAGCACCUUGCUGAGCUCCGGGCAGCCCCUCUGCCCCUUCCUGGGGUCACUGUGGAAGGACCAUGGCAGACACCGGGGAGGGGAAAAAGGAGGAGGCUGAUUAUAAAAGACUUCACUGCUUUCCACUGAUUAGGCACACAGACAUGCCCGAGGAGAUGCGCGUAGAGGCCAUGGAGCUGUGUGUCACGGCGUGUGAGAAAUAUGCCACCAACAAUGAGAGUGCUGCCAAGAUGAUCAAAGAGAUGAUGGACAAGAAAUUUGGGUCCUCCUGGCACGUGGUGAUUGGGGAAGGUUUUGGCUUUGAGAUCACUCACGAGGUGAAGAAUCUGCUAUACAUGUUCUUUGGUGGCAGCCUGGCCGUGUGUGUUUGGAAGUGCUCCUGACAUCUGGCUGGGUCCCAGACUCGCUGCAUACAAGAGAUUUCUUCCUUCUCUUGACAGGUUUUGUACAAUCUGGAGGUGGGGCUUUAUUUUUAAUAGUUAAACAUCAAGAUUUUUUUUUUUCAUACUGACGUAACAGUUCCGUGAGAUACAUAUAGUUGGUGUGUGUGUGUGUGUAUAAAUUUGCUAAGCUGUCCUGU